UGACUGACGCUCCGGCGGAAACAACACAGUCCAGUGUUUUCCGUAGUCAUCGUUGACUAACGCUAGCUGGUAACGGCGAGUAACAGUUAGUGAACUCUGUCUGCACAAAGAAAGCCUUCAGUUUGUGAUUUUGCUUGUGAUUAUUUUUUUGAACUAAAAAUGCCGUUAGAAAACCUGGAGGAAGAGGGUCUGCCCAAGAACCCUGAUCUGAGGAUAGCACAGCUCAAGUUCCUGCUCACAAUGGACGGUCACCGACAGGAUGCUGAAGUGAAGACUGAGCUCAUGGACGCGAUCAAAGCUAACAAUAUGGCCCCGUAUUAUGAGGGUCUGUGUAAGGAUCUGAAGUGGCAGCUGGACGGUGACCUGCUGAGUAAAAUGAAGAAGGCCAACGAGGAGGAGCUGAAGCGCCUGGAUGAUGUCCUGGAGGAUGCAGAGAAGAGCCUGGGAGAGAGCGAGAUACGAGACGCCAUGAUGGCCAAAGCUGAAUACCUCAUCAGAAUUGGAGACAAGGAGGGCGCCCUAACAGCCUUCAGGAAGACCUAUGACAAGACAGUGGCUCUGGGUCACAGACUAGAUAUCGUCUUCUACCUGCUGAGGAUCGGACUCUUCUACAUGGAUAGCGACCUCAUCACACGCAACUCCGAGAAAGCCAAGAGCCUCAUUGAGGAGGGGGGAGACUGGGACAGGAGGAAUCGUCUGAAGGUCUACCAGGGCCUGUACUGUGUGGCCAUCAGGGACUUCAAGCAAGCCGCCGAACUCUUCCUCGACACAGUCUCCACCUUUACCUCUUACGAGCUCAUGGACUACAAGACCUUCGUCACCUACACGGUCUACGUGUGCAUGAUUGCCCUCAAAAGGCCUGACCUCCGUGAAAAGGUAAUAAAGGGAGCUGAGAUCUUGGAGGUGCUGCACAGUCUCCCUCCAAUUCGCCAGUAUCUUUUCUCCCUCUACGAGUGCCGUUACUCGGUCUUCUUCCAGUCGCUGGCCACGGUGGAGCAGGAGAUGAAGAAGGACUGGCUUUUUGCGCCACACUACCGCUACUAUGUGAGGGAGAUGAGGAUCCAGGCCUACAGCCAGCUGCUAGAGUCCUACCGCUCCCUCACCCUGGGCUACAUGGCUGAGGCCUUUGGUGUCAGCACAGAGUUCAUCGACCAGGAACUGUCCCGAUUCAUAGCUGCUGGACGUCUCCACUGUAAAAUUGAUAAAGUGAAUGAGAUUGUGGAAACCAACAGACCCGAUAGCAAAAACUGGCAGUACCAAGAAACCAUCAAGAAGGGCGACUUGCUGCUGAACAGAGUCCAGAAGUUGUCGAGAGUUAUCAACAUGUAACCAUGGUGGCCAUAUUUUUAUGCAAGGACGACUUGCAUUAGUCUUGAUAUACCGGAACCAGUAGUUUGUCUGACAAAGUGACUCUUAUAUUGUGUAUAUAAUAAAAUUUGUUUAACUGUUG
Messenger RNA from Sander lucioperca (pikeperch), 1450 nucleotides. RefSeq names its product proteasome 26S subunit, non-ATPase 6 (gene psmd6). Gene Ontology annotation, biological process: proteasome-mediated ubiquitin-dependent protein catabolic process. The record is from RefSeq and is a predicted model, not a curated record. The coding region runs from base 160 to 1329 and encodes 389 amino acids. The transcript has 8 exons. Gene Ontology annotation, cellular component: proteasome regulatory particle. Lineage: Eukaryota; Metazoa; Chordata; Actinopteri; Perciformes; Percidae. Gene Ontology annotation, molecular function: protein binding.